GCUUGUUGCCCUCGGAAUCGGAUAUUUCCGAGCUGCUGUCGGAGGAGAGUUUCCCCGACAGGCACCCGGAGUCUUUGCUCAGGUCCUCGGAGGCGUUACUGGCAUCCGAGAGUUUUCUUUGAGCAGCAGGGCUCCUCGGGCACUCUGUCGCCGCACUUGUUGACAGGCUUCCCGGACGUCUUGCAGGAGUUUUCCCCUCUUUAGCAACACCACGGAUACCUGUCGAUAUACCCUUUGUUUGACUGCAAUUGUGGCUGUUUUCCUCUUUUUUCCUCUUUUGGAUGGUUUCCUGCCGGGAGGAGGACACCUUGGAUGCUUUCUGGCUCCGGGGUGCACUUUCUACGCACUUGUCUCUUUCCUUGUUCAUCAUGGCCAAUUAUCUUCUUCAGCUUUUAACAACAACAAAAAAACACUUUCUUCACUUCAGGGCUAACAUGAUGAUUAAAUACGUGGAUGGAAAUCUCACUUGGCUUGGCAGAGCGACACGGACGACUACUCUUCAUCAAGGUUGUGUGUUUCGCUGUCUGUGAUGUUCCGAAGGAGUGACGGCAGGAGGGACGACCGUUACCUUAAACAUGAAUUCUAAGUAACACUGCUGCUGUCUCGACUCACGAUGAACAGCGAGGAGGAGUUUUACGACGCCGAGACAGGGCUCGAGUCAGAUGAUUCCUUGGAAGUGAGUUUCAAGGAUGCCCUGGUGUUUGACAGUAGUGAUCAGAUGACUGAUGGCUCGACUGCUGAGUCGAAUGCAGGGUGGCAGCGUAGGAAAACCCUGCCUGCUGAAAUGAUUGCCAGGAACAAUUUCAGUGUGACGAGCAUACUGAAGAAAUGUAUCGGCAUGGAGCUGUCCAAAAUAGCAAUGCCUGUUGUGUUUAAUGAGCCACUCAGCUUCCUCCAGAGAAUCUCAGAGUACAUGGAACACACACACCUCAUCCACAAGGCCUGUGCUUUGUCUGACUCUAUAGACCGUAUGCAGGUUGUUGCUGCCUUCGCUGUUUCAGCUGUAGCAUCUCAAUGGGAAAGGACUGGAAAACCGUUUAAUCCUUUACUGGGGGAGACUUUUGAACUCAUAAGAGAGGACGAUGACUACAGGUUGAUCUCAGAGCAGGUGAGCCACCAUCCGCCCAUCAGUGCCUUCCACGCCGAGUCUCUGAAGCAAGAGUUUGCUUUUCAUGGAUCCAUUUACCCAAAACUCAAGUUCUGGGGCAAAAGUGUCGAGGCUGAGCCCAAAGGCACCAUGACGCUGGAGUUACUCAAACAUAAAGAAGCCUACACAUGGACAAACCCAAUGUGCUGCGUGCAUAACGUCAUCUUAGGAAAGCUUUGGAUCGAGCAAUACGGGACAGUAGAGAUUGUAAACCACAGCACGGGAGAUAAGUGCGUGUUGAACUUCAAACCGUGUGGCAUGUUUGGGAAAGAGCUGCACAAAGUGGAAGGUCACAUACAAGACAGCAGUAAGAAGAAACAGAGUGUGAUCUACGGAAAGUGGACCGAGUGCAUGUACAGCGUGGACCCCAAGGUUUAUGAAGCACACAAGAAGUCUGACAAGAAGGCGGGUGCGGACUCAAAGAAGCUGAAGCAGGAACAUAGUUGUGAAGAUGAGAAUGCAGUUCUAGAGACUGUUACUGUGAUACCAGGAAGUGCCUUACUGUGGAGGAUAUCACCACGACCUGCUCACUCAUUACAGAUGUAUAACUUCACCAGCUUUGCCAUGACACUAAACGAGCUGGAGCCAGGCAUGGUGCAAAUAUUGGCACCAACUGACUGCCGGCAGAGGCCCGAUAUCCGAGCCAUGGAGAACGGAGACAUAGACACGGCAAGUGCAGAGAAAGAGCGUCUUGAGGAGAAGCAGAGGGUCGCACGUCGAGAGCGAUCUAAGGAUGAGGAGGAGUGGUCAACCAGGUGGUUCCAACUGGGAACAAACCCGCACACGGGAGAAAAGGACUGGCUGUACGGCGGCGGAUACUUUGACAGGAACUACGCAGACUGUCCCAACAUUUACUGACAUAUCUCUAACUGGUAGCGUUUGAACCUCGAGAAAAGAUGUCCGCAACUGUGAAUGACUUUUGACAGGAGUAAGUUUACUUCCUGUAGAUGUUCAUAUCAUACGCCCACUGCCCUCACCUUUUAUAUGACUUGUGUUGCUGAUGAUAACCAUAGUCCACAUAAGAGUAAAUGUUACACGUAUUUAAAGGGAUUUAAACCACACAAAGCCACUACUCCUGUUUUAGUUUCAGGUGCUAACCUAUAAUGUUACUUGUCGACACACCAUGUAGUGUAUAGGUAUUGAUUUGCAUUCAAAUAUCAGGGGUUAUAUAAACACAUGUGCUACUUUUCUAUAAACUAAGAGCAUUAAAAAGGCUAUUUUAGUCCACUCUAAACACAUCAAGUGUUUUCUAUGAGUUGUAGGAAACGGAAGAAAAAGCCGUUUAUGCUCGAGUUUACUUGCACAUUCAAAUGAUGUUGGUGCAUUUUAUUGUUUUCCUCUGUAUCUCAGAAUAUUUGGCACAUCAAGCUGGUCUUUUACACCUGAUAAAGCCAUAUACAAUGCUGUCUGCAAAAAUACUGUAAAUGUACUCCCAUAGUACUUCAAAGCAAAAGGAGAAAGGAGUCUGAGCAUUUUAACUGUGACUUUUUUGCCUUUAAUCUUCAAACAAGAGCCAUUAAUUUACGACAUGGUAGAGAUUUGUCUUUUUUUUUUUUUUUUUCUCUCCAACAACCAAAUCCCUGUGUUCAGAGCAGGGUCCAGACCUAUGCAAAGUGAUCCAUCUAGUGUACCCUUCUGAAAUGUGAAACAUGUAAACUCACUUAAUUCCUAUUGCGCUAUGUGUUCUGUUUUGUCGCCGAGCACUAUCAUUGUAUAAAACUGCACAGUAGAAACCUCACUGUCCUAUGCACAUAUAUAAUAAAGCAUCCUUACAUGCUCCCGGAUGCUUACUUGAGUUCCAAGCACUUUCAACCCUGCAGACACUAACGGUGCAGGACUCGAAUGUUAAUGAUGUCUAUUUGAGAAUGUUUAUAUCGUCUGUUCCAUGCUCAUCCCUCUUCAGUGAGAUACAUUCAUAUACAAAGCAGGUAUACUAAAAAGUACAAUAAAAUAUGGACUUAAAACCUG
Messenger RNA from Doryrhamphus excisus (bluestripe pipefish), 3115 nucleotides. RefSeq names its product oxysterol-binding protein-related protein 2-like. Gene Ontology annotation, cellular component: plasma membrane; cytosol; perinuclear endoplasmic reticulum. Gene Ontology annotation, molecular function: cholesterol binding. The record is from RefSeq and is a predicted model, not a curated record. Lineage: Eukaryota; Metazoa; Chordata; Actinopteri; Syngnathiformes; Syngnathidae.